Messenger RNA from Rotaria sp. Silwood1, 834 nucleotides. The record is from the annotation of a GenBank genome assembly. Lineage: Eukaryota; Metazoa; Rotifera; Eurotatoria; Philodinida; Philodinidae.
AUGCUCCAAGCUAGUCAUAUUACUCCUUCACAUAGUCCUUGGGCAUCUCCAAUCGUAUUAUCCCCUAAAAAAGAUGGUACACUCAGAUUUUGUGUUGAUUAUCGAAAGUUGAAUGCUAAUACAAUUCGUACAGCAUAUCCUAUGCCUCAAGUUGACGAUACCCUUGAUUCACUCAGGGAAGCAGCGUUUAUUACUCAUCGCGGCCUCUAUGAAUUUUUAGUCAUGCCUUUUGGACUGUCUAAUGCUCCUGCCACAUUUCAGAGAUUAAUGGAUCUUAUCUUAGCUGAAAUAAAAUGGCAGUCAUGUCUUGUCUAUAUAGAUGAUAUUAUCGUAUUCUCUUCCACCUUUGAACAACAUCUUAAAGAUUUAUCCUCUGUCUUUGAUCGUCUCAAAACUGCUGGACUUAUUCUUAAAGCCUCAAAAUGUGAUUUUUGUAGAAAAGAAUUAAAGUACUUAGGACAUAUUAUUACUCCUGACGGUAUUAAACCUGAUCCCGGUCUAAUCGAUUCCGUGAAACUUUUUCCUCAACCUACACGAUUAAAAGACAUUCAAUCAUUUUUAGGCUUAACUGGAUACUACAGAAAAUUUAUAAAAGAUUACGCUAAAAUACGUUCUCAUCAAAAAUCUAAACGUCCACCAAAUAAUAUAGAAUGGUCUGUUGAGUGUACUAUAGCCUUUGAACGAUUAAAAACUGCACUUACUCAGGCUCCUAUACUUCGAGCUCCAAAUUUUAAUGAACCUUUCAUUUUGGAAACAGAUGCCUGUGAUUAUGGUCUUGUUGCUGUCCUUACUCAAGAAUAUGAUAAUAAAAAAAUUUGUUAUUGCUUACGCUAG